Molecule: messenger RNA, 1333 nt
Organism: Galleria mellonella (greater wax moth)
Lineage: Eukaryota; Metazoa; Arthropoda; Insecta; Lepidoptera; Pyralidae
Product: zinc finger protein 679-like
Exons: 8
Coding region: 212-1246 (344 amino acids)
Biological process (GO): regulation of transcription by RNA polymerase II
Cellular component (GO): nucleus
Molecular function (GO): RNA polymerase II transcription regulatory region sequence-specific DNA binding; zinc ion binding; DNA-binding transcription factor activity, RNA polymerase II-specific
Source: RefSeq, a predicted model, not a curated record
UCAAAGGAAAGUGACAAUUUUAUGUAUAAUUUUUGUUUGUUUUGAAUUUUGAUUUUAGUGUAUUUUGUUAAGAUUUUUAUAUUUUAUAAAUAAACUGACAAUUAUUGUAGCGUCUAUGAUUUAAAAUAAUUCUUUCCGCGACAAAAUUACCUACCUACAUGUAUUUUAACUUGUUUUACGGUAGGCCAUAAAACAGACUUUAAAACUUAAGAUGACUACAUUAAUUUUAGCACAUAAAUUACUGUCCGUAAAAUUGGACAAAGCAGAAUUCGAGAAAAAUAAAUGGUUGAGAUACGAUAACACGGAAAAGAAGGACAAAAUGAUUAAGCCAUUAAAAGGCAUUAUAGAUCAACAAAUUCCAGAUAAAACGUGCAGGUUGUGCCUGAAACCUGGAUUGCUUCCGAUUUUUGAAAGUAACCCAGACACCAAUAUUGCUAAUAACAUUAAAUGCAUAUUGGGAAUAGAGAUAUCUGACAAAGAUGGUAAGCCGCAGCACAUUUGCAAAUCCUGUGCAACAGUUGUUAACAGUGCUGUAGAAUUAAAACAGAUAGCAGAAAUCACUCAAUGGAGAUUAGAACAGGAAUUGGAAAUGGUGUCCGAAACUACAAGCGAGCAGGAGAGACAAACGGUCCAGAAACACCAUGGUGGUUAUUUUAUAGAAAGUGGCACACACAUCUCGAGAGAAUGGAUUUGUAGCAGAUGUAAGCGGAUAUUUCAGAAUCAUGAAGAAUUUAUGGAGCAUGAACAAUUGGAAACAUGUCGAAAAGUAAAAUGCUAUGUUUGUGAAACAUGUGGUGUAGAAGUCAAGACGGUCACAUGUUUGAAGAGGCAUAGAUUAAUCCACACCGGCGAGCUCCACUACCCCUGUACUAGUUGUCCAUACCGUGCCCGCACUAAGUACGCUCUAAUCGUACAUCAGCGGUCGCAUACAGGUGACCGUCCAGUGCGGUGCCCACACUGCCCUGCCACCUUCCCCAACUCGUCCAAUUUGGCGUCACACAGGCGCAGCCACUUUCCACCGGCCUACCACUGCCACUUGUGCCAGAAGGGGUUCAAGUUUAAGGAGGGACUUCGAAAUCACAUGGCGAGUCAGCACAGCAACGCGAAGCCCUUCACUUGUCUAUCAUGUGGGAAGGCAUUUUCGACACGGAAGAUGAUUCGGCGUCAUGAACGAAAAGCUCACAAUCGGCCAAAAAUGAGAUCCGGAGUUGUGCCUAGUUAUGUGAAGCAAUUGCAAGAAUUAUAGUUAAUUUUAAGAAUAAAGUAAUAGUCAAUUCAUUCUACUACUUGUGUUAUACUUUAAAUUACUUUAUUGUCAUAAAAUUAACAAUUA